AUGAACUCGGUACGCCCGGCGCGGAGCGUCUUGUCGAGAUGCGUCUCUUCCGCCUCGAGCGCACCGGCCGCCCUUCCCUACCGUCUAUUCCACAGCUCCGUUGGCAGGUCAGGUCGGAGGCGGUCACGAUUUAACAAUAUCACCGCCGAGAAGAUGGGUCUGACAACCCCUGAUGCCAUCGAAAAGUAUGCGAAACAACACUUCCCCGAGUACACGGAACAGCAAAAGGAGUUUCUGAAGGAGAAGUACACCCCCGAGCAGUGGGAAGCUCUCCAGGCCGCCGAGGAGGCCAUUGACCCGAAAGAUUUGGCGAUCCAGGGUCGGUUACGGACGGAUCCUUACACGCAGCCCUAUAUCGACGACUUCUCAACGGUCCAGCCCAUCAUCGAUGCGAAACCCCAAGCGCCCGCGAAGCCCGUGGAGCCGAAAUGGCUCCCGAGGAGAAUGUGGAUCGACGACUACAUUGAGAAGAUGGCCGACAGGGUCGGCGGCCAGAUGCAGGACACCAUGGGCAAGGCGUUUGCCCGGGCGCUGCGCAACAUCUCAAAGACGAACCCCGCGAAGCUCGACUUCACCGAGGAGGAGCUGCACGAGCUCGAGACCAACCCCGAGUUGCGCCGCAAAUUCCUUGUCGACAACGAGGCCGACGUGCUUGGGGCGAAGAAGGAGAAGAAGGCCGGGGCGGCGUCUAUCGCAACCGACGACUGGCUGAAGCAGUUUGACCAGGAAUUCUUCAACGAGCUGGAGGGCUCCCUGAGCACCUCGGAGAACCCUCUUCGCUCCCGCGUAGCCUUGUGGAAGGAAGCCGACGGCAAGGGCACUUCGGCGCUCGCCCCUGAGCUCGGCAAGGUCGAGGGUGUCAAGGGACUCUACCAACCUCCGGAAGACGUCGAGGACGACGGCCUCGACCCCACGGGUCGCUUCAUCAAGCUCAAGCAGGCCACCGGCAUGAAGAUUAGCGAUAUCCUCUCCAUUCUCACCAAGAGAGUCGUCGUUCGAUCCGUUUCUAACCAGACUCGUCUGGGCAAGAUCCGCAGUGCUUCCGUCAUCGUCGUAGCCGGUAACGGAGACGGCAGACUGGGGUUGGGAGAGGCUAAGUCGACGGACCCCGGUAUUGCAACAGCGACGGCCACGCUUCUGGCUAUCCGCAACAUGAAGCCUAUCCGCAGAUACGAAAACCGCACCAUCUACGGCAACGUCGAGACUAAGAUCUCGGGAACUGUUGUGCAGCUCUUUGCCCGUCCCCCAGGCUUCGGACUCCGCGUCUCUCACAGGAUAUUCGAAAUGGCCCGUCUCGCCGGUAUCCACGAUCUGGCGGCCAAGAUCCCCCGCUCCAAGAACCCUUACAACACCGUCAACGCCGUCUACAAGGCCCUCAUGAACCAACCUGAUCCGGAGGAGAUUGCCAUUGGUCGCGGAAAGAAGAUGGUCGAUGUGAGAAAGGUCUACUACGGCGGAUCUGUGUAUUAA
Messenger RNA from Colletotrichum tamarilloi, 1470 nucleotides. RefSeq lists its product as uncharacterized. Lineage: Eukaryota; Fungi; Ascomycota; Sordariomycetes; Glomerellales; Glomerellaceae. Gene Ontology annotation, molecular function: RNA binding; structural constituent of ribosome. The transcript is spliced from 2 exons. Gene Ontology annotation, cellular component: ribosome. The coding region runs from base 1 to 1470 and encodes 489 amino acids. Gene Ontology annotation, biological process: translation. The record is from RefSeq and is a predicted model, not a curated record.